Dichomitus squalens LYAD-421 SS1 is the source of this 1448-nucleotide messenger RNA. Its product is annotated as transcription regulator. Gene Ontology annotation, cellular component: endoplasmic reticulum; plasma membrane; Golgi apparatus. Bases 5 to 1198 code for a protein of 397 amino acids. The transcript has 6 exons. The record is from RefSeq and is a predicted model, not a curated record. NCBI's taxonomy places the organism in Eukaryota, Fungi, Basidiomycota, Agaricomycetes, Polyporales, Polyporaceae.
GCGCAUGGCUCCCACCAAUAGGAAGAACACUGGCGAGACAAGUGAAGCAGGCGAGGAGAAGAAGAAUGGGAAGGGCAGCUGGCGGAGACCGACCGACACGGCGUUCCAGCAGCAACGGUUGAGAGCAUCGCACCCUCUCUUCAUUCCUCGCACUGUGAUCCCAACGUUACUCGUCAUUGGUGUCAUUCUUGCUCCUAUAGGCGGCCUUCUCAUAUGGGGGAACACACUCGUCUCAGAGAUUGACAUCGAUUAUACCCACUGCGAGCUUCUACCAUCCACGACUUCCAAUUCCACACCGCUGAGCUUCACGAACCUGUCUUCGUCCGACUAUUCCUACAAGCUGCGAGCAGUCAGCUCAGACCUCACCGUCAACCCUCCACAGUAUGCUUUCCUCGACCUGACGGGCACGGACGGCAUCACCAAUGCCACAGCGCGGCAGUGCGUCCUCCAGUUCGACGUGCCUGCGGACAUCCAGCCGCCCGUGAUGCUGUACUACAAGCUCUCGAACUUCUACCAGAACCACCGUCGGUACGUCAAGAGCGCGAGCCUGGACCAGCUGUCGGGCAAGAAGCCGAGCAGCAAGUCGCUGUCUGACGACUGCCAGCCGCUGGACAAGAUCGGCAACCAGACCAUCUAUCCAUGCGGCAUGAUUGCAAACUCGAUGUUCAACGACACGUUUACGAGCUUGACGAUGCUCUCCGGCCCAGAGCCCAAUUCCACCUACGCCUGGUCAGAGAAGAACAUCGCAUGGCCAGGCGAAGCGAGGAAAUACGUCACGAAGCCAGCAUACGACCCCUCGGAGAUCGUCCCUCCCCCGUUCUGGGUCGAACGCUUCCCGGACGGCUACACGGCCGACAACAUCCCCGACCUCAAGCACGACGAGCACUUCCAAAACUGGAUGCGCACGGCGGGCCUCCCGACGUUCAGCAAGCUCUGGGGCCGCAACGACGACGCAGCGCUGGCGCAGGGCCGCUACCAGAUCGUCGUCAACCUGAACUUCCCCGUGCUGAAGUACGAUGGAACGAAGUCCAUCGUGAUCUCGUCCGCUGCGUGGCUGGGCGGCAAGAACCCGUUCCUUGGGUGGGCGUACGUCGCCGCUGCAGGCUUCUUGCUCCUCCUUGGCGUCGUCGUCGCUAUCGUGAAUUGCGUCAAGCCGAGGAAACUCGGCGAUCCCUCCAAGCUGUCGUUUAACCGGUGACGUAGUAUGCUGGUUCCCCAGUUCUGCUUGUCGGCAUGCCGUGGAAGGAAGAGCGUACGGGAUGAGGAGGUUGGUGCUUGCGUCGUACCGGUUGCUCUUGGGCUAUCACUCGUUUCUUCAUCCGCGGACUCAGGACAUUUUUGGCCUCUUGAUGUAGGAUGCAACUGCUAUCCCGGGAUUUUUUCAAUCUGGCUAUAUUACUGGUCGUAUACGGAGCCUAUAUCAUGCGCUAUCUUUAAUGCUAUAUAUG